Messenger RNA from Histoplasma mississippiense, 1758 nucleotides. RefSeq lists its product with no specific name. NCBI's taxonomy places the organism in Eukaryota, Fungi, Ascomycota, Eurotiomycetes, Onygenales, Ajellomycetaceae. Bases 1 to 1758 code for a protein of 585 amino acids. The transcript has a single exon. The record is from RefSeq and is a predicted model, not a curated record.
AUGGAGUCGGGGCAUGACCUGGACGGCCGCUCUCUAAAGGGUAUUGCUCGACUCCUUGCUGUCGACGCUGAAAAUCUGCAGCAUUUGGUUGAUGAGGAGUGUUUUGAUGCCAUUUUAUCCUCUCUGGACGUGAGGCUACCUAGCGACGUACGCAGCCAGGCCACUUUAGCAACCGCCAAAUACCUCGAAGCUGCCGGAGAAACCGGCCAGACGCUGUUCUCCAAGAUCCUUACCGCUCGUGUUUCAAGACAGCGGAAUGACGACUACGUAAUCGCAUUCUCUGCUGCUGCUGCUGUCUUCCCCAUCAUCCCUUCCAUGACUGCAACCCUCUUCUUGACAAAUAAGUUUGUUCAAUCUCUUGCUGGCUUGCUGGAACAGAAACGGAGAGGUAGAACCGUGGAACGCGCUGUGCUGGAGCUGUUCAACGCAGCCUGCAUCGACAAAGAGUGUCGCGAAGCAAUCGAUAGCCAUUGUGGAGAAUGGCUCUCUCGUACGUUGAGCAGAGAAACCGACGAACAUGCCGAACUGGCUGCUGUAAUUUUGGCCAAAAUUCGGGCCUCCGAAAACGGUGCAAUUCUGAAAUCCACGUCAGCGACUAAACUCCUGGGGAACGAACUAUCAGGUGGUAGUUCCCAUGAUCUCGUUGAAAGAUUCAAAAACCUCCUUGCUCAGCGUCCGCAGAAAGGUGACUUCCAUCGUUUGGUUGAGGGCCUGGUGUUUUCCUCCGUGAAGCCAGAUGUCAAGGAGCAGCUGGUUUCCAAGGGCUCGAGUUUCCAGUCAGACCUUGAGGCUCUUCUCAAGAACAGUAUUACCGACCAAUCCCUCAUUUAUGGUGGACUCAUGAUUAUCCAUAAUAUAACGAAAUACCGGCCUACUUUAUCUGAAGAACAAAAGAAAAUCUCCGAGCUCAGAUCCUACGCGAACGCUUCAACCAAACCUGCAGCAUCCGAUCCCCUGGAUGACGACAACUACGUCAAAGAGCGCUGUGCAGCCGUCAUCAAUGCUGGUAUCAUGUCCCUCCUCAUCGACUGCAACAAAGCAAACGCAACAUCGAAUUCCAUCCAAGACCUAAUUAGCAAAAUCCUCCUCUCCCUCUCCAAAACCCCACAAACCCGCGGCAAACUCGCCCAGCAAGGCGCCGUUAAACUUCUCCUAUCCCUCCUCUCCUCCCGCACAGAGAACAGCACCAACUACCGCCAGAAUGACGAACCAACCCAGAACGCUGCCCACGCCCUCGCCCGCAUCCUCAUCUCCGUUAACCCCUUCCACGUCUUCUCCUCCACCGGCUCGCCCCAAAUCACCACCGCAAUCAGACCUCUCGUCUACCUCCUCGAUCCGUCAUCAUUACCCAGCACCACGACCACCCCUCCCUCCCCCUCACUCUCUACAGAAACCCCACGCGAUCUCCUUCCAGCCUUCGAAUCCCUCCUCGCCCUCACCAACCUCGCCUCAACCUCUGCCUCCACUUCCUCAUCACCGCCAGGCUCCAUCUCGGCCCCCAGCGCCGCAGCCCUAAUAACCCGCCUCGCCUUCCCUACAAUCGAAAACCUCCUUCUCUCCUCAAACAUCCACCUCCAACGCGCCGCCACCGAACUCACCUGCAACCUCACCACCUGUCCCGACGCGGUCGCAAAAUUCGCAGGCGGGUACCCACCCGCGCGGCGCAACGGCUGCACAUCCUCCUGGGACUGGUUGAUGCUCAGGACUUGGCGAACAAGGAAGGGCGGCGGGGGGGUGCCCUGGCCAACACUCACUUGA